Schistocerca americana (American grasshopper) is the source of this 6047-nucleotide messenger RNA. Its product is annotated as serine-rich adhesin for platelets-like. The record is from RefSeq and is a predicted model, not a curated record. Gene Ontology annotation, molecular function: chitinase activity; chitin binding. Gene Ontology annotation, cellular component: extracellular region. Gene Ontology annotation, biological process: chitin catabolic process; carbohydrate metabolic process. Bases 86 to 5521 code for a protein of 1811 amino acids. Lineage: Eukaryota; Metazoa; Arthropoda; Insecta; Orthoptera; Acrididae. The transcript has 19 exons.
UCGCUGGAAGAGUGUCUGCGGCCUAGUGCCAUUCCGUUCGCCGUCGGGACAUGAGCUUUGUGGUGUGACGCCCUCACCUACCACGAUGCGGCAGUUACUUCGGCUGCUUGCAGUCCUCUGCCUCGCGUACGGCGUCUUCGCAGCCAAGAAGAGUACGGCUGAGCGGACGCCGGCUGCAAGCGGCGGGAAGCGCGUGGUGUGCUACUACACAAACUGGUCGGUGUACCGGCCCGGCACCGCCAAGUUCACCCCGCAGAAUAUCAACCCCUACCUCUGCACACAUCUCAUCUACGCCUUCGGAGGCCUUUCCAGGGAGAACGGCCUGAGACCCUUUGACAAGUACCAGGACAUCGAGCAAGGUGGCUACGCGAAGUUCACCGGCCUCAAGACGUACAACAAGGACCUGAAGACAAUGCUGGCAAUCGGCGGCUGGAACGAGGGUUCGACGCGCUUUUCGCCGCUGGUGGCGGACGCGGAGCGGCGCAAGGAGUUCGUGAAGAACGUGCUUCGCUUCCUGCGGCAGAACCACUUCGACGGCCUCGACCUCGACUGGGAAUACCCCGCCUUUCGCGACGGCGGCAAGUCGCGUGACCGGGACAACUAUGCGCUCCUCGUCAAGGAACUUAGAGAAGAGUUCGAUCGCGAGUCCGAGAAAACGGGCCGUCCUCGCCUGCUGCUGACAAUGGCGGUGCCGGCGGGCAUCGAGUACAUCGACAAGGGCUUCGACAUCGCUUCCAUGAACAAGCAUCUGGACUUCAUGAACAUCCUGAGCUACGACUAUCAUUCCGCAUUUGAGCCAGCAGUCAAUCAUCAUUCACCACUCUACUCCAUGGAAGAAGAUGAUGAAUACAACUUUGAUGCACAGUUGACGAUUGAUCACACGGUGAACCAUUACAUGAAGUCUGGUGCAGAUCGCAACAAGCUUGUACUGGGAAUCCCAACUUAUGGCCGCUCUUACACGCUUUUCAACCCCCUUGCUACAGAGUUAGGAUCACCUGCAGAUGGCCCAGGUGAACAAGGAGACUCCACCAGGGAAAAAGGAUAUCUUGCAUAUUAUGAGAUCUGUGAAAACCUGCAGUCUGAUGAUUGGAAAGUGGUACAACCAAAUCCAAGUGCUAUGGGACCUUAUGCAUAUAAAGGCAACCAAUGGGUUAGCUAUGAUGAUAUGGAUAUCAUUAAGAAGAAGGCACAGUAUGUGAAUGACAAUGGCCUUGGAGGAAUUAUGUUUUGGGCUAUUGACAAUGAUGAUUUCAGAGGCAAGUGUCAUGGUCGUCCAUACCCACUUAUUGAAGCAGGCAAAGAAGCAAUGCUCAAAGGAGUCAAGCGCUCAAAUAAUGAAAUUGAGACCACUCCUGUUCAGAACAACAGACAAUCUUCCCGUAAACGUAAUCGCAAUCGCUCGAAGGGUAAUGCACGUGGGCGAACGAGGACGACUGCGAGCACCAGUACAGUUGCGACCACCACAACCACCACGACCACUACUACUGCAACUCCACUCAUUACUCCCUCAUACACGACACCAGAACCACCCACAACACCAGAUCCUGGAAGUGAUUUCAAGUGUAAAGAUGAGGGCUUUUUCCCACAUCCCCGAGACUGUAAGAAGUACUUUUGGUGCCUUGACAGUGGUCCCUCAAACCUCGGUAUUGUCGCUCAUCAGUUCACCUGCCCAUCAGGAUUGUUUUUUAACAAAGCUGCUGAUUCUUGUGAUUAUGCGAGGAAUGUAGUUUGCAACAAGAAGAGUAAAAGCCAAGGUGGGAGCUCAUCCACUUUACCACCAAUAAAAGCUGCUACCAGCAGCACUACACGUUUCAGCACUUCACCGAGUACUAAACUGACAACAAAAUUAACUACUACUACAACUACAGAACCCCCACCUGUGCUGGAUGAUGAUGAUGAUGAAGAAGAAGAACUGGAAGAAGAUGACGAAUACCGAGAUUAUGACAGUGAUUCAGAAGAAGACCCUCAGGCACUGAAGGAGCUGAUUAAUCUUAUUAAGAAACUUGGUGGCGUUGAGCAGCUGGAGAAACAAUUAAAUCUCCAGAAUUCAGACCAGAGUGGUGAAAGAAAAGGUGCUGUCACAGCACCAGCAGUCAGCCGCACUUUGUACAAUCGAAUUGUGAGUUAUAACACAGCUCGCAGCCUUGGUUCAGGAGGGCUAACUACUCCUGCUGGAACUACAACACCUAGAUACACAACAUCAUUUCAGAAUCGCCCAGAGAGGCCUCAGAAUGCUGGACUGGAGAAAAUUCAGGAAAUUCAGACACUCAGGAGAGAAAAGCCAACAUACGUUACCAUUCGUAGAGAAAGGCCUUCUACAAGAGAACCGUUGCUAGAGGAAUCAGUUGAAGAUGAUGAUAAGAAGAUUUUAAGCAGUAGUGAAGAAGAUGAUGGUCUGGAAGAAGAUGAGGAGUACAUUGAUGAGGAUGAAACACCAGAAGUAAAGUCUGAUGUGAAAGUGCCUUUCAAAGAGUACAUUACGAUACAAAGAAGUCGGCCAGUCACAGCCCCCACAGAUGAUACAGAGCAGUCAGGCUACCAACAGCCAAGCUCGGGUGUGCAAGAAUAUUCAUCACCUCAAAGAACUAGAUUGACAACUACACCUAUUACAGAAAGUAGCUCUCCAAGAUAUGUCACCAUCAGUAGAGUCAGAUCUACCACAGAAUCGAACACAAUCAAUUUUGAAGAUGGGAGUAACAGGGAUAUUAGCUCUCUUCUGAAUUCAGAUGAUAGCACAGCUGCUGGAAGACUUGAGCAAAUACAGUCAAACGUUCAGACUACAACACCUUUUACACCACCAAAUACAGCUUCUGAUGAGCUCAAAGUGCAAAAUAGACAGAAUUAUUUCCAGCAUUCCACAAAACGUGCUAAUAUUCUGACAGCCUCAAGCCCAGCUAUAUUUGAGUCAGCCGAGCAAACCACCAAGUUUGCUGAAGAGGACGGCAACAUCCCUGUUAGUUCAGAUAAUCCAGUAAGUGCUUUUAGUGCAACAGUUUCCAGUACAGAAGAGUCAACUACAAAAUCAUUCAGGCAGUUUAAAGUGAGGCCCACUGUGGUUACGACAACCCUUGUCCCAGACACUUCUUCAGAAACUACAACAAGGACGAGGAUCAGACCUGGCUCAGAUAGGAGGAGAUUUCGUCCCAAAGCUGAAACUACAACGAGUUCUUCAGAGUCAUCAAUAGAGUCCACUGAGACAGUGAAGGGCCAACAAAGAAGGUUUCAACUGAAGACAGAAGCGACCACAGUUUCUGAGGCUACAGAGAAACCUAGACCUAGAUUUCGUCCUAAGUCUGAAACUACGACAGGUGCUCCAACCACAGAAAAUAGGAGGAGACCACAAAAUAUCUCAGAAACAGGCACUGAAGAAAAUUCAGACACUCUAAGAAGUUCACAAAGUAAAACAGAAAUUUCUGAAGAAGGUGUGACAGAAAGAUUGAGACGAUUCCGUCCCAGAACUGAAUCUUCUCGCGAGACUGAAGUAGAUGCAGAUGUGGCUCAGGGGAGCACAACUACUGAACAGCUGACAUCUAUCCCUGGAGGAGCACUGAAGCCCAAGUUGUCAAGCUCACAAGCUACUGCUGCCACAGAGUCACUAGGGCUAGGUGUUACUUCAGCGAAUACUGCAGAAACAUCAAAAAAGAGAGAGAACAAUAACAUUUUACAAGAUGAUGAAUCUCUGUCAUCAUCAUCAUUAUCAUCAUCGCCAUCAUCAUCUACCAUAAAAACUACUAGUCCUAUAACUGCAGAUGAAGAAAGUACUGAAAGGUCUGCAGAACAUGAAGUCAUAUCAACAUCUCAUAUUUCGACAGAGAAAGUAAUGACUAUACCAGGCACAAAAGACCCAGCAACAGAUUACUCCUCUAGGUACAGAGAUUUCAGUACAGUACCUCCUACAGAUCUGCUGUCAACCUUACAGUAUUCAACAGUGGAUGAAAAGGAACCUGUUCUCAGUACUUCGCAACACUUACUGCAGACUGGAAUAGCGGAAGUUACUUCUAGCCAAGCUUUUAGUACUACUGAGACAGUUUCAGAAUACUCCAGGAGCACUAGUGACAGAGGAAGUGACACAGAAAAAACAUCAGUUCCAGCUUCAAAAUCAACUGCUGAUCCAAUUACAACACCACAACGUGCUACAGGAAGACGCCGAGGCACCCCCAAAGUAGUUCGUAGACGUAAAUUUGGUUCUGGUGGUCGUAAUGCUACAACUCCUGCAGCCUUGGAAAAUGGAACACGGCCUCGUAAAUUCAAUUUCCCUCGAAGACCUGUACUGUUUAACAGCACAGCAGACAAAGAUAUGGAUCUCUUAGAAUCUAUGGAUCAUUUAGCCAGAGACAAGCCUGGAUUAGACAACUUGCUUCUUCCAACACAAGUCACAGUUGCUCAGUCUCGAGGUCUCUCAAAGGCUACAGAGAACAGGAAACCUUCUCCCUUCAUUUUGUCUGGAAGAACAACACUCGCCUCACUGGCAGCUCAAAGAGCGACGCUGUCACUCCCGACGACUCCAAUCCAGUCCAGUUCCGUUACAACUGCCCCGAGAACAGUCAACAUUCAGCAGCAGCAAUAUGGUGCUGGUAGUGAACUUCCAGUUACCAAGGCAACAGGCCAGUUGGACUCAGUAUUAGGUCCAAGAGCUAUAUUUCCACAAGAAAGUGGAAUAAUUCAUCCUGAACAGGAUCACAGUCUCUUAGCUGGUCAGAUAAUGGGUGAAAGUGAUGAACAGGGAGACUACAGCUCAAAAGAGCUGUCUUCACUAUCUGAUUUAUCUGCUCCAACUGCGAGUACUGUACGAGUGCCAACAAGUAAGUAUUCAGAGAACAGUUAUGCAGAAUCCCCUAGAGUUGCUGCCAUCACAGAAACUCCAUCACAGUUGCCACAAGUACUUAGUACACUGAGUGAUGAUGUGACAGAAUCUGGUUUAUUAUAUCGAAGUCAACAGUUCAGUGAAUAUCCAGCUACAUCAGGCGGUGAAAAAACGAAGUCGAGCUAUUUCACAACAGAAAGACCGAGGACGAGCAUUUUGCUCAGAUCAAGAAACAGAGGUGGAGGUAAAUUACCUUUCAGAUCACAGGAGACUGCUAACACUGAACCAGCACGAACGACUACUGUCUCACCAAAACGAGGUUCAAGUGUCACUGCAUCUGUUUCCCCAUCGAGUAAGGAAACACAAACAAGAACACGAGGUAAACCGUUCUCAAAGAUCAGUCGACCGAAAGCUCAAUCGGCACAGAGGACCAGUACACAUUCCAUUAUUGAUUAUGAGUAUUAUGACGAUGACGAAAGUGCUAUUUUAGAUGUGGCUCCACUUUCAGAGAAGGUGAAAAUCCACAGUGACGGAUACAUAGAAUGCUUAGAUCAAGGCAAUUUUCCACAUCCUUUCUCGUGUAAAAAAUUCAUUUCCUGUGCAAAGAUGGAGAAUGGAGAAUUACUGGGUUGGGAAUACACAUGUCCGAGACAACUGUCAUUUGAUCCGAUUGGUGGCAUAUGUAACUGGUCUGCAGGCCUUGGAUGCAAAGAGUAGAGUACCUCAGUGCACUGCCUCUGAGAAACAGUACAAGAUUUCGCCACAUGUAAUUCUUGUGUUUUAGAAUUACUAGAUGGAACAAUAUAUGGGUCAAUGCAACAGUUUUGUGGUUGUGUGAUAAUACUGUGCAAUCAGGUGUUACUACUUGAUAUUAAGAGAGUGCUGACUGACAUUUAUGACUGAUUUGUAUGCACAAUGUUAAAGGUGGGGAGUGAAUGGAAGAGAUGUGCAAGACAGUUGUGAGUUGUUAAUUUUUUGUAGGUGGCCCUGUAUGAUUUCACUUCUGUGAGUGAAAAAGACACUAUAUGCCUGAAAAGCACCAACUGACCUGUAAUUAUAGAUGAGCAAUGUAAAGGGUUAUUUUAUUUGUAUGAUUGUGUGUGACUAAUGAAUUGAAAAAGAAUUUCUCAUUGUUAUGAGAGCUGCUGAUAUUGUAGAUUAAGUGACCAUAUACCUUUGUCUUAACAUUGUUGUAUGUCAGAUGAUUUGAGCAUGUGAAGUGAUGAAUGAUACUAUUUUUGAA